This is a messenger RNA of Debaryomyces fabryi, 258 nucleotides long. RefSeq lists its product as uncharacterized. The transcript has a single exon. The record is from RefSeq and is a predicted model, not a curated record. NCBI's taxonomy places the organism in Eukaryota, Fungi, Ascomycota, Pichiomycetes, Serinales, Debaryomycetaceae. Bases 1 to 258 code for a protein of 85 amino acids.
AUGAAAUUCCUGUUCAACGCACUCAACAUCCUUAUGGCAUUCUUUUUAAUGGCCUUGCCAGUAUUUGGUGUUUCUAUUUUAUCUGAUACGCUUGCUAAGGUCGAGGCUCUUCUCAACCAUAUUGAAGAAACGGUUCAAGGUACCGUGGAUCUGUCUUUGGUCAACUCAACUCUUGCUGACAUUAACAACUUAAGUGAUCCUUUGAUUAAUAAUCUUGGAUCUGGUAUUGACGGCUUACUUACCAGUUUGCUUGGUUAA